CACUUUUAUACUCUACAGACAUACAGGGGUUUGUUUUAAAAUAAAUAACAACGUGACAACAGAUGAGUUACUACUUCUUGUAUUUCCAUUUGUGCCUUUUAAUGGAAUCCUCGGACGCUGACCUGGUUUCUAUCUCUAACAACAAAACAGGUGCACUGGUGUCCGCUGACAGGGGGAGGUGAUGUGGUCUUAAUGUGGUCGCUACACUAGAGGUGAACUUUGCUAGCCGGAUCAUGCUAACAGUCGCAGCAUAGAGAGGCAGGAGACGUCUGCAUAUAGUCUAUGGUAGCGACACUGCGGUUUGAACUUUCUUUGUUAAGUUACUGAUUUUGCUACUCGGUCCACAUUUUGGCAUUACAAACAUUACAUGUUUAAGCUGAAAAAUAAAGAAGACCAGCUAAAUAACUUACUGGAGUAAGCGUGCUAUCACAAGGCUGUCUGGCUGAAGAGGCUUUCCAGAAAGUUCUAUUUUGGACCUAAAGAUCAGAGUGUUUACUCAAGUUAGACUCAAACUUAACUUUGGCAGAUCGUCUCAAAUCAUGGAAAACGUGGAGCCUCCGAAGCUUACAAGAGUAGUCAUCUCCUUCAUCAGCCCUUAACAAGACUUCAAAGUCAGCGUUGGCUGAAUUCAAACAGUGUUAAAUCGGCUGCAGAGGGAGAGAAACUGGACUCUACCGGCUCAGCCUCCAGGUCGAAGAUGGAGUUAGCAGCGGCUCAUCCGGCGCUCAAAGCCUUCAUGUGCGGCUCUCUCAGCGGCACCUGCUCUACCCUGCUCUUCCAACCUUUAGAUCUGGUCAAGACUCGACUGCAGACCCUGCAGAACAAUGCUAAGCCGGGUGCACCAAAGGUGGGGAUGUUUAAGGUCCUGAUCACCGUUAUCAGGACAGAAAAUUUCUUCAGUCUGUGGAAGGGAGUUUCACCAUCUUUUGUGCGCUGCAUCCCCGGAGUGGGCAUCUACUUCAGCACCUUCUAUUCCCUGAAGCAGCACUUCUUCAUGGACCGGGCCCCCAAUGCUGGCGAGGCUGUUCUGCUUGGAGCAGGUGCCAGAGCUGUGGCUGGUGUCUGCAUGCUGCCAUUCACAGUCAUCAAGACCCGUUUUGAGAGUGGCUGUUACAACUAUGUGAGUGUGGCUGGAGCCCUGAGGAGUGUGUAUGAGACGGAGGGAAUCAGAGCUUUGUUCUCAGGGCUGACUGCUACGCUCCUCCGGGAUGCUCCGUUCUCCGGCAUCUACGUCAUGUUCUACAGCCAGGCUAAGAAGACGCUGCCUCAUGAGGUGGCCUCUUCGCCCUACGCACCGCUGGUGAACUUUGGCUGUGGCAUGGUUGCAGGCGUUAUGGCAUCGGUGGCCACACAGCCUGCAGACGUGGUGAAGACCCACAUCCAGAUCAGCCCAUCUCACUGGAGCACGACAGAUGCCAUCCGCUACAUUUACACUGAGAACGGCAUGGGAGGAUUUUUUCGUGGGGCUGUACCCAGAUCUCUGCGACGCACUCUCAUGGCUGCUAUGGCUUGGACUGUCUAUGAACAGCUGAUGGCCCGAAUGGGCCUCAAAUCCUGAAGAGCCACAAUAGGACAGGAUGAAAUGCGAAGGAAUAAUGAUAGACAAUAUUUUCUCACUGAAAGUUCCAGGAAAGCUGUCGAGGGAGUCAAGGUGCUUCAACCAGCAAUACCAAGAUUUUUUGAAAGAAGAACCAAGAGGAUAUAUGUCUGAGAAGUGAGAGUAAGAAUGGCGUGUGUUUGUGGGUAUUUGUGUGUGGAUUAUUGAUAUUUAAUUGUUUGUGGAAAUGUGCCUGUUUGUGUCUGUUGGUGUGGAAGUUUACACCUGAUGCACUCAUGUAAAUCUUGAACUGCAGUGACACUCCCUGCUGUGAAGUGAACUUACUCCCCCUCUUGCUGUUACGUUUUAAACCCUCUGAUGUGUGGCUAGCACUAAAAAAAUGUCUUCAAUAGGGGGCCUUUAUCUUUGCCGGGCAGCAAUAUUUCCUGUGAGAAACCUUUCUUUUUAAAAUGUUGUGAGGAUAAAUGGGACACUCAGCAAGCUGAUGUCCACCUGCUGAAUUAACCAACACCAAGCACCACAGAGCGAGGUGCCAUAUUUAUGAAACUUGCAUUAGAUUGAGCAAUGUUUCCUAAUUGCCAAUUAACACGCAGACUGAGAUGUUUUUUGUUUUUUUUUUAAGCUUGGACAAUCACGAGCACAUACAGAGCUGUAUUAUGGGAAUAAAAUCACAACAAAGCUGUUGUUGCCAUACUGCUAAAUAUAUAUAUAUAUAUAACUGUGGUGCAAUUUUGACUCUGCAUUACAAACCAGACACACUAUUUUAAUAAAGUAACAGUCAGUCACAUGAGGACUUAAAAAAAACAACCAAUACUCGGAUCAGAAAUAUCACUUCAGUCAGAUCAGGAGUUUGUGGAUUUUUAUGAGUUUUGUAAUUAAAAUGCUUAUUUUUUUAUAUUUUAUGAGGUCAAAAUAAGCAAUGCAGGAUGCUUUGUUUCCUGUGUUAAAGUAAGCACCUUAUUAUUUGACUUGCUUUCUGAAUUAGAAGACUGCAAGCACAUUUUGGGGGAAAAUUAGCUUGAGAGUGAAGUUUACCUUAAAACAUUGUUCUCCAUCUUUUAUAAAUGUUUAACAGAAUCCAUAUCAGCACUUAAGGGAUGUGUAAAUAGAUCACUUUAUCCUGGUUUUGUAAAUAUUUGACUCUACAGAAUUAGCCGCCAUGUUUUAUUUUGCUUGUUGAUGUGCCCUUUGGUGUAAAUCUAAUUUAUUAUAGAUGAUUUAAAACAGAGGAGUUCUAUUGAAAGCAGUUUUUGGAAAUAAAAGAGUUCACACAGAAGAUCUCAGUAGUGAUGAGUUAAAAUACCUUAAUUAAUAUUGGUCAUUCUUUUUCUAAAGCAAACAGGGAAGGUGUCACUACGUCUUGGUUGGAUGGUAGCUUGCUCACUGAAGUGUGUAUGACGAGGACGCUUCAGAUGCAAAAAAAUCAUUUUAGGACAUGAACUGAUUUCUAAACGUCUCAGUGUUUGCUGUGUAACACAAACUGUGUCUUUAAGUGUGCCCUUUAUGUGCCAUUGUACACACAUGGAGCUGAAAUAUCCUCACCUCAACACGACUCCUGUAGUUGUCAGUCCAAUGUUUCUGUGACUAUAUUGUAUAUGGUCAUUGUUAUUGUAAGUAUUUGUUCUGUGCGUGUGUUUGCUCAGACAGAUACUGUGCCUGCUCCUGCUUGUUUUUAAAGCCAAUAAAAUAACUUUGUUUUUUAACUAA
Notolabrus celidotus (New Zealand spotty) is the source of this 3265-nucleotide messenger RNA. RefSeq names its product solute carrier family 25 member 38b (gene slc25a38b). Lineage: Eukaryota; Metazoa; Chordata; Actinopteri; Labriformes; Labridae. The transcript has 8 exons. Gene Ontology annotation, cellular component: mitochondrion; mitochondrial inner membrane. The coding region runs from base 698 to 1558 and encodes 286 amino acids. Gene Ontology annotation, molecular function: glycine transmembrane transporter activity. The record is from RefSeq and is a predicted model, not a curated record. Gene Ontology annotation, biological process: glycine import into mitochondrion.